Rattus rattus (black rat) is the source of this 1410-nucleotide messenger RNA. It is a transcript of the gene Emcn, whose product is annotated as endomucin. Bases 115 to 867 code for a protein of 250 amino acids. Lineage: Eukaryota; Metazoa; Chordata; Mammalia; Rodentia; Muridae. The transcript has 13 exons. The record is from RefSeq and is a predicted model, not a curated record.
UCUGCUCACAUCCAGUGCACCUUUUCCAUUUGCUCAUACGGCCUGGUCAGGCUGGGAGGAAUCGCUCCCUGCCUUACCCGGGAGAGCGAAGCCACUGAGAACAUCCCGGGCACCAUGCGGCUGCUUCAAGUGACUGCUCUCUUCUUCCUUUUGUCCAACAGUCUAUGCCGCGGUGACAACAGCAAAGCACUGACAGAAACAUCCACAACAAAAGCAUCGGCUACAACACCAGACAUGGUGUCAAUCACAAACAAAUCAACGGGCGGAACACCUCCUAAAGGAAUGACCAACAGUGCAACACCCAAAACACCUUUGAUGCCAGCACUUAAUUCACCGACAACACCAAAACAUGAAACAACAACUCGUGAUGUCAUAAAGAAUGAAGUUUCUACUACAAAAACAACAGUGCCAAAUCCUACCAUUUCGAAUGCUGUUUCAACACUCUCAAGUACCCAGAACAAGACGGAGAAUCAGACUUCAAUCAGGACAACAGAAAUAUCAGUUACCAAUCAACUGCCAGAUGACCAAAGACCAAAGACCACCGAGACGCCCUCUGCAUCGCUAACAACUGCAAAAACCAUCUCACAGAUUCAGGAUACUGAGGAUGGGAAGAUCACAGCCACUACAUCAACCACCCCCUCCUAUUCCAGUGUUAUUUUGCCCGUGGUUAUCGCCCUGAUUGUUAUAACAGUCUUGGUGUUUACUCUGGUGGGCUUGUAUCGAAUAUGCUGGAAAAGAGACCCAGGCACUCCAGAAAGUGGAAAUGAUCAGCCUCAGUCUGAUAAAGAGAGUGUAAAGCUGCUCACCGUUAAGACAAUCUCUCAUGAGUCUGGCGAACACUCUGCACAGGGGAAAGCCAAGAAUUGACAUCGUGAUGGAUCCUCCUUACACCUGGGCAAUAAAUAAGCUUCGUCUUCAGCUUCUAAACUCCAAGGGUGGAGAAAAGAAAGUCCUCAGAACCGAUACAAUUUCCAAUCUUCUCACCAGUCUACGCGAGUUGCCUGUCCCAGCAAAGGAAUGACAUACCUGAUAGAAUCAUAAAGAACUCUGGACAUCUUCUGUGUGAGACGUAGAAAAUCAAACAACUCUAGUUUUCAAGGACUUUUCUAGGAGGAACCGUGAUCCCCCAGCCUGGGCAGGUAGCCUGCUGAGUUUAGACAUGCCUUAGCUGAGUUUAGACUUCCGGGUUUUAUAGCCGAGAUCUGUGGAGACUUGCCUGUUUUCUUUGUGUUCUUAUGUUAGCCAUUGUUGGUAUUUAUUGUUUCCCACUGUGUUAAUGCAUUUUGCAAGUGUGUUAAUAAAUGUUAAGUACAAAUCGUGCCAUGUUUCUCUGUAGAGACAGGUAUGUUAUUCAUGUUUUCAGGUGUUACUUUUAAUAAAUCAUGGCUGUACUCAGCAUGCUAAACAUUG